GGACGGACCCGUCGGGGGUGGCAUUUGCCGGAGCGAGCUGGAGCGACGGGUCCCUUGGAGACACCUCUCUCCAUGGCAACCUAAUCGCUUCCUGUGAAGAUCCCGAAAUAACCGACGAGACGGGGGAGCGGAGCGGAGCCGAGCGGAGCGGGCAGCGGCGGCGGGGAGGAGGCGGGCGGCGGGGGGCAGCCAGGGCUCAGCCUCAUCAAACCUUCCUCCUCCUCCUCCUCCUCUCCUUCCUUCGUCCUGGCCAUGAGAGGCACCGGCAGCAGCAGCUGUGCUUCCCCGGUCCCCUGCUCCGCCGCCCCGCCUGCGCCCCACUCGUCUCCCCGCAAGUGAAGAAGAUGAGACAGGAUCCUCGCUGAGCAAAGACGCUGUUGCUUCUGAGAUGGGGCCCGGUGCCUGCAGUAUGCCUGCACUCCUCUCCUGCAUCCACUCCCUGCAGCUUUGGCAUCUCCUCCUCCUGGUCUCGGCUGUCCCUUCUCCUGGUGUCUGGUCUCUUCGCUCUCGGGGGCCAACAGCCACUCGGCCUCUUUGCGCCCGGCGGAGCCCCUCAGCCCCGCGGCCCAUUUGCAUCUGGGACAGGACCUCAUUGCCAGAGAGGGAUUCUCGCUUUGCCCUGCCGCGCCAGCGGGCCCUGCCCAACCGGGGGGGAGAGCUGCGGCACGUCGUGCGGCUGAGACGCCAGGCAGCGGGGACCCGCCCUGCCACUCCUUCUGGAUUUGAGGACGGCAUGCCCUCCUCCCAGUACCCCUGGGCCAUCGUGUGGGGCCCCACGGUGUCGGAUGAGGACGGAGGGGACACCAACUCGGCCAACCCAGGCUUUCCACCACUGGGAUACACCUUUGUCUCGCCUCACGGGAUGGCAACGGCACAGCCCAACUCCCACUCGCUCCUGCACAACGCGGGACUCAACCUGCGUGAGACACCAGCCACUCUGCGGCCCUUCUUGUUUGGGCCCCGGGGGGAAGGUGUGGACCCCCAGCUGUAUGUCACCAUCACCAUCUCCAUCAUCAUUGUCCUGGUUGCCACCGGGAUCAUAUUCAAGUUCUGCUGGGACCGUAAUCAGAAACGCCGGCGUCACUCGGGGCAGCAGAGUGGUGGGAGGCAGCAGGAGAGCCAGCAGCCCCUCACGGACCUCUCCCCCACCACCGUCAGCAUCCUGGGGCCCUACAGUGACUCCCUGGCCCCCACGUCCGAAGCAGAGGAUUCCAGGCCAGGCCAGGAGGGUGUGGAGAAACUGGGAGGCCAUGGGAAGAGUACAGCCUUCCAGCUCAACCGAAUCCCACUGGUGAACCUGUGACACUCACGGGAGAAGCAGAGCUGGCUCCCCCCACCCUCCUGUCACAGCCGGCGAGCACAGAAUCCCGCUGCCUCUGCUACCCCAGGAAAAAACGACCUCCUUGUGCCACGGCCCACCACCAUCAUUAUUAACUAACUCCACCAGGAUGUGCCUGGGCAAAUGGAUGAGCUGGGCCUCCUUAGCCUCCUGAUGGGGGAAGGUUGGGGACUCCCCCCACCCACGCAGGACAUGGUGAUGAGAGAGCAGGAUAGUGGGAGGGAAGACAGCUGGUGGUGGUGUGAAAUCUUGGCCUCCCCAGCCCCUCUCCUAGCACACGUGCAGACACACACACACACUUGGAUCCCCACGACUCUCUCACCAGUGCAUGCCUGACAUUGGGAGUAGGCAAGGUGGAAAGGCGUACCCCUGUGCCCGUGGGCCCUAACCCCUCUGUGUGUCCCUUCCCAUGUUGUGUGCUUUGAAGUGAACGUCUGGAGUUCAGUGGCUGCAGAAUUGCCCUCCGGGGCUCAGUCUCCCCUGAGCCGGGACUCAGGUUGUGGCAGGUUCUUCUGUUCCUGAGGCCUUGGCCCUCCUGAGGGUCCCAAGGGUGGGUGAAGCUUGGGCAGAAGAGGGUCACACAGCACCUGGGCCCCUCAACCCAUUUCCUUGAAGGAAACAUUACCUCCCCCCCUAGAUGGAACAUAUUCACAUCUUUCCAUUUGCUUUCUGCCUAACACUCCUCUGUUUCUUCUCUUCAGCUUGUAUGUUUCUUCAUCUCUCCAUCCCAAUUUUUUUCUCUCAGUUCCUCCCCCCACUACUUCUCUUGCCAGCUAAAGUUGGAAAAGGUUUCUUUAGCCUUCCGAAUGUUUCGAUCUCUUGGAAGCCUUCUUGCUUUCCCCCUCCACCCCCUCGGUCUCCUUCAGCAAGGUUUUUUCUGAAGAACAUCAGUCUAUGGUGAUGUUCUUCAGAAAAUCUGAGAUGAAGCCCUCUGCCCAUCAUGUAAUUUAGCAAGUGUCCCGUACAUUGGGAUACUGCCGAAGCAACUAAAAUAUGGCAUGCAGAUGUAGCUGGGCACAAGGAACCUGAGUUUCACUGGGCUGAGGGAGGGAACUGUUUUCAGACACUCAUGCCACAGGCAACAACUGUGACUCUCUGUGCCUGGGAUGACAAAGAGCAAUUUAGAGUAGACUUUGGGAGCAUUUGGAGGGUUGCCAUGUACUGCUGGUAGGUCUUUCCUGGAAUGCAAGGUGACCCAUGAGGCAGUGUUCACCAAGAGCAUGAGAGACAGGACAUCUGGGGUGCCAACCUUCAUAAGUGUAUUGCCCCAGCUGGUUGGGGACCAAAACCAAUGGCAGAGGUAUCGGUGCAAAUUGCUUGCUUAAGCAACAUACUUCAAAGUAAUUCCCAGAUCCCACAUUGACAGCCACUGAGCUGAAAUGAUGCAGAUUUAGGUAAGGUUGCCCCUAUACUGUACAAACACCUUCAGCUACUGGACUGAUGUGGCCAGAGACACGAAACUCACCCACAAUUUGAAGGCUCUAAACACCAUACAAGGUCUCCGACAAAAGUCAUCUUGAAGAAAAGGAAAUGGCCCUUUCAUCCUUUAUCUCUGCAGUAAAAGCCUAUUCUUUAUAGGACAAAGCACAGGGAGUUUCAUAAGAGGCCUCGUUCUGCCCAUUUACCUAGCUGAACUAUUAGGUGAUCUCAGCCCCAUCUGACUCACUGUGAAGGACAUUUAAAUGAGAGUGUAAAUUGCAACAAGCUUCGCAAAAAACAGUAGAGAUUUGGAGAAAACGACAGGUCAAAUAAAAUUACUGGCUUGUUAAAAGCACAGAAUGGCUGAAAGAUGUAGGUAGAAAAGGACUCUAGAGGUCUCUAAUCUAAGCACAGGUUGAGUCUCCGCUUAUAGCAGGGGAUAUUAUUGCUUUACUGCAGAUCGAUCUAUUACUGAACCUUUUCCUUAUUCAGGCUCUGUUCAAGGCUUUGGUCGACAUUCAAGCUACGGAUGGAUGGAGAAGGGGGCAGACAGCUGUUCCUGCCCGCCACCCCGCUCACCACUGCCCACACCAGCUGAGGGCAGCUCAGGGCUGUUCUCCCUCUCACUGGCGCACCAGUGCUGGAGAAGGCCAUCUGCACACAUCCUGCAAAAGGCUGCACUGCUUAUUACUGGCAGUUUGCAAUAUAAUGCCUUGAACUCGCUUAAGUAAUCUUCCAGACCAGAUUAAUUAGAUUGCUCUUUGAUCAAUAGCGCUUGUUGAAACUGGGCCAGAGUUUAGACUCUACCACUUCAAGGGCUGUCCUUGGACUUCCCCUUUCCACAUGCUGUGUGGAGGGAAGGUCUGUAAGAAAGUGGCAGGGCAUUGCAGGAGGCCUAGUGAAAAAAUUUUCAAACACUUGAUACAGGGAAGCCCUGCGGUCUGCUGGCCAGGCUUUUGUAAACUCUGCAAACAAAUCAGACUUCAGUGUUUUGGUUUUUUCCCCUCCCUUUACUCCGUUUCUAUUUCUGUUAAAAGUAUCUCCAGGGAGUGAAACCUUUCACGGAUGCUGUGGUAAGGGGGAGGUUGAGGAAUGCAGCAGAGAAAGCUCGUACAAUGACAGGAGCUUGGGUAUGCUGGACAUCUUUUCCAAGAUGAAUUUUUCUAGCCAAAUAUGUUUUUAUGAUAGUCAUUCACUCUCUCUCACAAAACAGGUUAGAUAUGGGAAACACCUUCAUUGUCCUGCCCAAACUUUCAUUGCUACAUUUUGCCCCUGGAAAAAAAACAUUCAAAACACACAUGGACAUACAAGUUUCUCCCAGUCAAUAAAUAAUCCCACUGGAUCUGUUUUCUCUAUGGCUGGAGCCUUAUGAACAAUCUUGCCCCAUACAGACUGAAGCCAGGGCAUGCCUGCAGUCUCUUCCCUGGCCCAAGCUCAUUCUGUGAGAUGCACACACAGACAGGCUGACAGCACCAAGUACCAAGCCAGGGCAGAGGCCUGACCCUUCUCAGUCACAGCCCAUCAGGUUUCCCUGUCUUCUAGAUGACUGGAGGAGAAAGAUUUGGAUUAAUUUUUUUCCAGUGGAAAUUUUACACAGAGAAAGGUAUGUGGGGAAACCGACUGAAAAUGUUCAUAGCCUUGGGCUGAGCCUGCCCAACGUUUCUGUGCAAUUAAAGGAAAUGUCUGGAUGGGUUGGGUGAGCUGAAGGAACAGUGUCUCUGCUGAGCUCCUGGAGGGUCCUGGCUUUGUUAACGCAAGGGUGGUCUCUCUGUGAGUGCAGUGGGAAGGAGGGAAGGUCUGGGGAAGAAUCUCUCCCCUCUGCCCUGUGUAGUUUUGGAGCAGGAACUGGAGUCUCCCUUUGUUUACCCAGCAGAGUGGCAUAACCACAAUGGCCCACAAAUCCUACUUGGGCUUUCCCAUCUAAUCAGUUGUGACUGGUAGGCAGGGGAGCACACCCCCAGCAUGUGCUUCCACACCACUCCUCCGGUCCAUUCCCAAGGAUUCACAUCCAGUCAAGCAUUCCACAUCUUCAGAGAGGGCUAUCUACCUCUUCCUCAAUGGCACCUAAGUGCCCUUGCAAAUCUGGUCCCUUCAUUCCCCACUCCCUUUCCUGAUAAGGAAAAAUGCUUGGAAAGGAGCGGUUUGUUCAUUCCCCACAAGUUCUCAAAUCACCUUCAGACUGUUCUGAAUUAAACUGUGGUUUUCUUUUUUCACUCUGACAAACCAUGUCUAUGGCAAGGCCUUAGAGCUGAGUCCUGCAGCACAAAAGCCCUGGGCCAAACUCCAGCUCCCUGAUUGCACCCCCGCUGAUGUCUCACUGUAGUCCUGGCCCUACCUUGGCAAGACCAUAGAGGGGGGCCCCCUUCCUUCACUGACUGCUGGGUCUCUACUCCUUUUUUCCUGUUGUUUUCCCUCUCCCACUGUUUUCCCACUUCCCACCCCCGUCCUGUACCAUGGUCUCCCUCCUGGUUAUCUCUCCCCUCCUGCUGUUUCACUCUCCCAAAUCCUCUCUUGUUCUCCCUUUGCCACUCAGUCUCGUUCUGCCACGGCUCCGUCCUCCCCUCCAUCCUCCCUCCUGCUUCCCGCUCAGUCUCGCUCUUCCCCCUCCCCUGCCCUUGUGCGCUGUGAUAUAUAUUUUUGUAGGAUUUCUCUUCUCCUCGUGGUGAAAUAUUCAAUUCUUGUGGGAUGUUAGUUUCAACAUUUUUAAAUAAACCUUUGCAAAAUACUUGAAA
Messenger RNA from Phalacrocorax carbo (great cormorant), 5490 nucleotides. The record is from RefSeq and is a predicted model, not a curated record. Lineage: Eukaryota; Metazoa; Chordata; Aves; Suliformes; Phalacrocoracidae.